AUGGCCAAGUCUAAAGAAGAUAGUCCGAAUUUCAUGUUUCCACGGGACGCGGCUAGAUCGAUUGCUGCUCAGUGUUUUAUGGGAGUGUCUUAUUUACAUGCAAACGGAAUAUGUCACGGAGAUCUUCAUCUACAUAACUUGCUCCUGCGUGUCUCCAAUUUUGAUAAUCUGAGCACGGAUGAAUUAUACAAGCGUUUUGGAAAGCCGUACGAGGCCCCAAUUCGACGAUUAGACGGGAAACCUAACAAGCCCCACGCACCGUCACAUGCCAUUUAUUGCAUGGCUUGGGACAUGCCUGCAAACAAACUUGCAGAACCAGAGAUUGUCAUAUCUGAUUACGGAACAUCGUUCAUUGUAUCCCAAACACCCUCGCCGACGCUUCAUACACCAAUCCUUUACGCCCCUCCGGAGGAAUUCUUCAACGAACCCAUCACUAAACCGACUGCGGCUGAUAUAUGGACACUCGGGGUUAAUUUAUAUGAUGCUCUGGGUGAGCGUCCACUUUUCGAAACUUUUGCUUGGGACCCAGACGAUAUUAUCGCAGAAAUGAUCAAUACCCUUGGACAACCACCUGAGAGAUGGUGGGAUGCUUGGGCUAAGCGGUCUGAAUUCUUCGAGGCAGAUGGUUCAUGGGUCGCUGACUUCCGGCGCAUUAGUGACCCUAUUUUCCGGCGCCUUCCGCAGCGCAUCUGGGAGAUGGGUCGUGGCGAGACGCCAGAAACAUGUGAAUGGGACGUUACUGGCGGCGAAUUUCAUGCAUUAGAGUGUCUUUUUCGGGCCAUGUUGUCAUUUGAACCGACCCAGAGGCCGACUGCCGAACAGCUCUUAACAUUUGAGUACACUGUCAAGUGGGCGAUGCCGGCAUGGGAAAAAAAGAUAAAGAGAUCUCGUAUGCGUACUCUGGAGAAGAGAUGA
This is a messenger RNA of Uncinocarpus reesii 1704, 915 nucleotides long. RefSeq lists its product as uncharacterized. NCBI's taxonomy places the organism in Eukaryota, Fungi, Ascomycota, Eurotiomycetes, Onygenales, Onygenaceae. Gene Ontology annotation, molecular function: ATP binding; protein serine/threonine kinase activity. Gene Ontology annotation, cellular component: cytoplasm; nucleus. Gene Ontology annotation, biological process: intracellular signal transduction; protein phosphorylation. The record is from RefSeq and is a predicted model, not a curated record. The transcript is spliced from 2 exons. The coding region runs from base 1 to 915 and encodes 304 amino acids.